UCCGCAUAAUUCAAACACUUUGGUGAAAAGUCUCAAAUUUAUAAAUUUUGUAAAUUUAUUUAUUGAAGAUAAUUAAAAUUUGAGUGUCAUUUGUUUUUAUAAAUUUGUACUCUGUUUCUAUGGUUAUAGAAUAUUAUUAAUUCGAUUCAGUAUAAAAAUCGUUUGAAUUUUACCAACGAAUUUUAUAUCGAAUAUGGCUAAUUUCAUUAACUCCACUUUUUUCAAAGUGGGACUCACCGUGAUGACUGGAGUUGUGUUCAGUACACGUUGGCUUGGGAAGAAGAAGUACAUACAUGAAGAUACGGACAUGACCGAAUUUCCCGGAACUGAAAAAACCUCCGUCUCUGUAGAAGAAGCUGAAGAUGCACUCGUCAACAUGGACAAAGCGGAAGAAUUUGCCGAAGUACAAACCAGCACGGACGGAAUAACAGAGGAAGAGUUGAGGGAAAGAGUGGUUAGGGAGGUUUUCAAUUUUACUGUCGCGCCAAUAUCGCAUAGACCUUCCCUGCAAGAUACAACAAUACCUGGAAUGACUAAUGGUCAAACAAAUUUGACAUCAACCACGGACGAUGACGAAUACAGGAGGAGAGAGAUAAAUUACCUUGGAUAUUUUACAUCCUGGUAGUUUAUCCAUUAUACGCAAUUUUUCUAUUUAACUAGAUUAGUUGAUUUUUUGGCUGUAUUUUCAUUUAGACUUCAUUUU
Cimex lectularius (bed bug) is the source of this 703-nucleotide messenger RNA. RefSeq lists its product as uncharacterized. Bases 194 to 625 code for a protein of 143 amino acids. The record is from RefSeq and is a predicted model, not a curated record. The transcript is spliced from 3 exons. NCBI's taxonomy places the organism in Eukaryota, Metazoa, Arthropoda, Insecta, Hemiptera, Cimicidae.